UUGAGUUUUGAGGCGAGUUUGUUUCUUACCCCGCACGGCCGCCUGCUAUUUUGACUUCCCGUUCGUAUCGAGCCAGUCGCGUCAACCUUAGUUUUGACCCGCUCUCUGGUACCGUGGCGAAUCCCCUCGCGCUAAUUACCGCAAUUCCGGCAUUUUUGCAACUUCAGAAUUCUCAUCGUGGUCGCGGACUGCCAGUGACCCCGUGAUUAUCAGCCUGUCAGUUACCGCCAUGGCCACUACUAUCGAUCGGCGCGUCGUCGAGCUGCUGGCUGCAUUCCACGCCACCAUUCUCCUCCUGCUCGCGCUGGCCCUACCCGCUGCUGCCGCUGCAGACGAAACCGGCGACUCGCUUUACAUCGUUCACCUCCGAUCCGCGCCGCCCCUCACCGGCUACCACGGCGGGAUUCCCGGCUUCCCCGCCACUGCCAGCAACCCCCUGUCGCGCCUGGGAACCGCACUGAACCGCGCGGGGCGGCGCAUUCGACGGCGGCUUCCGCGGUUGGAUCUGAAGCUUCCGCACGUGAAGGCUUUCGUGAAUAUGCUGGACCGCCUGCAGGCGAAAGUGGCGAAGGAUGUGGGCCUCGCGAACGAUAAACUGUUACACAGUUACAAGGUCGUCAGUAACGGGUUCUCCGCCACUCUCUCUCCCAAGCAAGUCGCGGACCUGCUGCGUCACCCUGACGUGGCGAGCGUCACUGCCAGCGUCAGACAGUCCCCGCUGACGUCACACAGCCCGGAAUUUUUGGGCCUGCCCGGAAGCCUGUGGAAGGAAAACGGCGGGCAGGGGAACGCAGGGGAAGGAGUGAUUGUAGGCAUCGUUGACACGGGUAUCUGGCCGGAAUACCCUUCGUUUUCUGACAAUGUGUCUCUCCCCUAUGCUGACAUCCCUGCCCGCUGGAAGGGUGUAUGCUCCGCCACUGCGGACUUCCCCGCAACCGCGUGCAACAAGAAGCUCAUCGGCGCGCGGUACUACACGCUGGGGCUCACAGCAGCGAAGCAGGCGGUCGAGACGAGCAAGGGGGACUUCGAGUCGGCAAGGGACUCCAUGGGGCACGGCACGCACUGCGCAGGCAUCGCAGUGGGCAACAGCGGCGUGGAGGCGACAGGAUUUAGCUCUCCGAUCAGCGGCGUUGCGCCGAGAGCACGACUCGCAGUAUACAAGGUGUGCUGGCUGUACAGUGACAGCAUAGGCUGUGAGGAUGCGGACAUAGAAGCAGCGAUGAACGACGCCGUGGCGGACGGGGUGGAUGUGAUCAGCCUGUCGCUGGGAUCGCCCGGAGGCAACUACCUCGAGCAGAUGAUCUACAUGCGGGCAUACCUGGCGGGCGUAGCCGUGGUGAUGGCAGCAGGCAACAGCGGCAGGCCCCCCGCACCCGGCUCGUGGCAGCAGCUCAGCAACACCUCGCCCUUUGUGCUCACUGUCGGCGCAAGCUCCAUCGCUCGGCAGCAGGCGAAGCUGGUAUUCCCAGACAGCACCGAGCUGAGAGGCUUCUCGCUCAUCUUCUUCGACAUCCAAGCACCGCUCUUCGGUCCCACACUCGCUGCUGCAGCAGACGGCACCACUGCAGGUGGCACAGUAGCAGGUUCGGGCGCAGGCUUGGGAACAGGUUCGGGAACAGGUUCAGGCGCAGGUACGGGAGCAGGUGCGGGAGCAGCAGACGGCAACAAUGACAAGCAGUAUUGUGCGCGCAACUCCCUGACAGCAGAAGAAGCCGACAACAAGAUCGUGAUCUGCAUGUUGGGUGGCGGAGUAACAGUGGACGAGGUGUUACAGGAGGUCAACCGGAACAGAGGCUUGGGAGUGGUGCUGGUGGGAGGGGACAACCAGGAGGUGAAAGACUCGCUCUACACCCAAUCCCUUCCGCUUAUGAUCAUCUCUUCGGAUAAGAAAGAGGAGCUGUUUACCUUGGCGGAAACGCACGGAGAGGCACAGCUUCUGUCCAAAGUUGAGCUGAAAUCAGACAUGGCUGCGCCAACCGUUGCCAAAUUCUCCUCCGCCGGACCCACAAUCGCCCCCACGGCCACCCCUUCUCGCCCCAACAACAACAACGAUGUCUUAAAGCCGGAUGUGAUCGCUCCUGGAGUAAAAAUCCUCUCCCCAUGGAGACCUGCUGACGUUCUUUCGGCCCCCAGUGACCUUCUAUAUCGCGCAGCUAGCGGGACAUCUAUGGCUACUCCCCACGUGGCGGGGCUUGCUGCUCUGGUGAUACAAAAGGUUGGGGAGGGGUGGAGCGCCGGGCAAGUGAUGUCAGCGAUUGUGACUACAGCAAGCGGGAAGAACAGGCUGGGGAAGCCUAUCGGAAGGGAGCUGGAGAGGGAAGCUGCAACCCCGUGGGAUAUGGGAUCCGGUCAGGUGACUCCGGCCCAAAUGCUGGACCCUGGGUUGACUUUUGAGAUGGAUGAGAAGAAUUGUUAUGGGUUUAUUGCAGGGCAAGCAACGGCACCGGGAAAUUACGUCCCUAGUGGGUUGUCGGUGAAAGCUAUUAAGGGCUACGAGCUGAACAGGCCGAAUAUUGCAGUUUCGAAGCUGAAGGGGAGUGUGACUAUAAUGAGACGAGUGAAGAAUGUGCAUUCGGAGACGUGCAGGUACACCAGCAGUGUGCAGAAUAUGACAGAUGUGAGUGUAACAGUGAAGCCUACGGCCUUCGUUAUAGAGCCAGGGAAGGAGUUGGAGUUUUCUGUGCAGCUUACGCCUCUCAGGGGGACUAACAAGUUCUCAUAUGGCGGGAUCACAUGGAGAGACGACAAAGGCCAUGAGGUCAAGAUGGUGCUGGAGGUACAGCCUUCGAAUAAUCCAAAGAGCAAGCCCAAGCCCAAGAAGAAGAGAUGGGCUUAGGAGAUGGAUCAUUAACGGUUUAGCGUACACCAUAUGCAUUU
Messenger RNA from Closterium sp. NIES-67, 2877 nucleotides. The record is from the annotation of a GenBank genome assembly. Lineage: Eukaryota; Viridiplantae; Streptophyta; Zygnematophyceae; Desmidiales; Closteriaceae.